ACUGCUCAAACAUAUCCCUUGCCAAAGGCAGGCGCCUCCACUGGGCAUGUCGUGGUGGUCUUCGGUGCAGUGGUGGACGCCCAAUUUGAUGAGAGGCUGCCACCCAUCCUAAAUGUCCUGGAAGUGCAAGGAAGGGAAACCAGGCUGGUUUUGGAGGUGGCCUAGCAUUUGGGUGAGAGCACGGUAAGGACAAUUGCCAUGGAUGGUAUAGAAGGUUUGGUUAGAGGCCAGAAAGUCCUGGAUAUUGGUACACCAGUCAAAAUUCUUGUUGGCCCUGAGACCUUGCAUAGAAUCAUGAACAUCAUUGGAGAACCUACUGAUGAGAGAGGUCCCAUCGAAACCAAACAAUUUGCUGCCGUUCGUGCUGAGGCUCCUGAAUCCAUGGAGAUGAGUGCUGAGCAGGAAAUUCUUGCUACUGGUAUCAAGGUUGUGGAUCUGCUGCCUCCCUAUGCCCAGGGUGGCAAAAUUGGGCUCUUUGGUGGUGCUGGAGUUGGCAAGACAGUACUGAUCAUGGAGUUAAUCAACAAUGUUGCAAAAGCCCAUGGUGGUUACUCUGUGUUUGCUGGUGUUGGUAAGAGGACCCAUGAGGGCAAUGACUUAUACCAUGAAAUGACUGAGUCUGGUGUUAUCAACUUAAAAGAUGCUACCUGCAAGGUCGUGCUGGUGUAUAGUCAAAUGAAUGAAUCUCCUGGUGCCGCCCGGGUAGCUCUGACUGGACUGACUGUAGCUGAAUACUUCAGAGACAAAGAAGGUCAAGAUGUAUUGCUGUUUAUUGAUAACAUCUUUUGCUUCACCCAGGCUGGCUCAGAGGUGCCUGCUUUAUUGGGCAGAAUCCCUUCUGCAGUGGGUUAUCAGCCUACCCUGGCCAUUGACAUGGGUACCAUGUAGGAAAGAAUCACCACCACUGGGCUUCCCUGGUAUCUAGCUGUGGAUCCUCUGGACUCCACCUCUCACAUCAUGGAUCCCAACAUUGUUGGCAAUGAGCAUUAUGGUGUUGACUGUGGGGUGCAAAAUAUCCUACAGGACUACAAAUCCCUCCAGGACAUCAUUGCCAUGCUGGAACAGGCCUUCUAUAUGGUGGAACCCAUUGAAGGAGCUGUGGCAAAAGCUGAUAAGCUGGCUGAGGAGCACUCAUGA
Molecule: messenger RNA, 1137 nt
Organism: Kogia breviceps (pygmy sperm whale)
Lineage: Eukaryota; Metazoa; Chordata; Mammalia; Artiodactyla; Physeteridae
Source: RefSeq, a predicted model, not a curated record